AUGAACUCAUUAUUCUUAUUUCUACUCGUUUCCUUGCUGAGCACAUUCGUUAUCCAGCAGAGUGCGUCAAGGUUUAAGGAGGACCAUGACAAUGUGAAGACGCUUAGUUACCCAACCUCCGCCAGGGAGAUUGUCAAGGAUCUCAUUGCUAACUGGAACUCGCCGCUUGUGUAUUUAAAGAAUCGAGGAUAUCUCAAGACGCCCCAAAUGGGCUUUGAAAUGAUGCUGGGCGAGAAGCAUACAGACGAGGUGAUGGCGUCGAAGGAUAACAAGAAGAUGCAACGAGUGGCACGAUCCAGUGAAGAAGCCACCAACGAUCUAAGCUACCUUUUUCGCACCCUCUUCUCAUCCAGCGACAAUAGCGUUUCGGAUAAAAUAAAAUCCAAACUUGGCGUGCCGUGGGACAUGAAUGCACUCAAAAAUUCAGUGCGCUCCGAGGCCCACAAAUUUUACGACAAUUUCUAUGAGAAACGUCAUCAGCAAGCAUUAAAUAGUAAGCAAGGAGAAGACAAUACCGAUAUAGAAAGGCAAGUGGCACAGCUUUACCCAUCGCUUGUAAUCACACCCAACAAAGAACAAGAAAAAUAUAUUGAGCCCAGCGAACAAGAUGUGCACAAGGAACCGAAAUUCCUCAAUGGCAUUGCCAAGCUCCUAACGAGUCGAGCCAAACCUCUUCCACUGCAAUUGAAAGAACAGAAAAAAACAGUCCAAGAGGACAAUCCAGCUACAUAA
Messenger RNA from Drosophila grimshawi, 732 nucleotides. RefSeq lists its product as uncharacterized. The coding region runs from base 1 to 732 and encodes 243 amino acids. NCBI's taxonomy places the organism in Eukaryota, Metazoa, Arthropoda, Insecta, Diptera, Drosophilidae. The transcript has a single exon. The record is from RefSeq and is a predicted model, not a curated record.